This is a messenger RNA of Aphidius gifuensis, 2794 nucleotides long. Its product is annotated as DNA helicase MCM8-like. The transcript is spliced from 2 exons. The record is from RefSeq and is a predicted model, not a curated record. The coding region runs from base 194 to 2644 and encodes 816 amino acids. Gene Ontology annotation, cellular component: nucleus; MCM complex. Gene Ontology annotation, molecular function: single-stranded DNA binding; single-stranded DNA helicase activity; ATP binding. Lineage: Eukaryota; Metazoa; Arthropoda; Insecta; Hymenoptera; Braconidae.
CAGAUGCCGACUUAUUAUUGACCAUUUUCGGCCAUAUUUGAUAAUAAAAAAAAAACAAAAACUAAUAACAAUAAAUAUAUAAAUAUAAACAAAUAAAAAUAUAUUUAUGUAAAAUUAUUGCACAUUGAUAUUACUUAUUACAAACUUGUGUCUCUUUUGGUUAUAUAUUAUUAUUUAAAAAUAAAAAGUCAUCAUGAAUCGAAGAUUUUGGAAGAAAAAAGGUGGCAAAAAAAACAAUGAUAGUAAUAAUAAAAAAACAAAUAUUAAACCACCUGAUAAUAAUAAUGAUGGUAGUGGUGGUGAUGAUGAUGAUGAUAAUGGGAUUGGAAAUGAUAAUUUAAAUGUAAUGAAUAUUAAUAAUGCUGAUGAUUCACCAGAGCCAGAUAAUCCAACUCUUGAUGUUUAUAAAAUUAAAAAAAAAACUGAUGAUCCAUAUUACAGUAUACAUUUAUAUUUUGAUAAAAAAGAUUUUAAAAAUAAGGAUUUACUUGAAAAAGUUGAAACAAGUUUAAAUUUUAUAAAAAGAAAUUUAGAUGUAGCAGAGGUAUCAUUACAUGGUGGACCAUCAUUUAAUAUAUCAAUUGAUAGAUUUAAUAAAGAUGAAGAAUUUAUAAAUGAAUGGGAAACAUUUAAUGAUGAUUUAAUUAAUAAACCACGUGAAACAUUAAAUUGUCUUGGUUUAGCAUUACAUCAAGUAUUAGCUGAAAAACCAAUGGAUAAUGAUCCAUUAUCAAUUGAUAAUACAAAUUUACCAAUGAUACGUGUUAAAAUAAUAAAUUUAAAACAAAUAAUACCAUUACGUGAUAUUAAAUUAACAUUUUAUGGUAAAUUAAUAUCAACAAGAGGUUGUGUUGUUAGAGUUGGACGUACAAGACAUAUACAUAAUUGGAUACCAUUUACAUGUAUUAAAUGUACAAAUUGGCAAAUUGAAAAACAACCUGAUGGUAUAUAUACAUUACCAAAUAAAUGUAAUGUAUGUGGUGGUGGUAAAUUUAAACCACGUUGUGAUUCACGUUAUGUUAAAACAACACCAUUUCAAAUAAUUAAAUUACAAGAACAUUUUAAUUCAAAACAAGAUGAUCGUGGAAAAAUGCCAAGAAUAUUAGAAGUUGAAUUAUUUGAUGAUCUUGUUGAAAUAUGUAUGCCAGGUGAUGAUAUAACUGUUGUUGGUAUGAUUAAAGUACGUGGUACUGAUGAUGGAAUUUUACCAAAAUCAGUAAUAUCAAGUUCAAAUUCAAUGUAUAUGGAAGCAGUAUCAAUUGUUAAUAAUAAAAAUAAAUCAAAAGGUACAACUGAAGUUGGUAUUGAUUUAAAUAUACAUGAUUAUUUUGCAAUCAAAAAAGUACAUGAUUCACAAGAUGUAUUUACAUUACUUGUACAUUCAUUAUGUCCAGCAAUAUAUGGCCAUGAAUUAGUUAAAGCUGGUUUAUUAUUAUCACUUAUUGGUGGUUCAUCAAAACAUGAAUCAUUACGUGAUGAUAUACAUGUAUUAAUUGUUGGUGAUCCUGGUCUUGGUAAAUCACAAAUGUUACAAGCAUGUAGUCGUGUUGCUGUUAAAGGUGUAUAUGUUUGUGGUAAUUCAAGUACAUCAUCUGGUUUAACAGUAACACUUACUAAAGAAAAUGGUACAAAUGAUUUUGCACUUGAACCAGGUGCACUUGUACUUGCUGAUAAAGGUUCAUGUAUUAUUGAUGAAUUUGAUAAAAUGCCAACACAACAUCAAGCAUUACUUGAAGCAAUGGAACAAUCACGUGUUAGUGUUGCAAAAUCAGGUAUUAUUUGUUCAUUACCAGCAAGAACAUCAAUACUUGCUGCUGCAAAUCCAAUUGGUGGUCGUUAUGAUAGAAGUAAAAGUGUUACAGAAAAUUUAAAUCUCAGUCAACCAUUAUUAUCAAGAUUUGAUUUAAUUUAUCUAUUAUUAGAUCAACCAAAUGAACAACUUGAUACACUUUUAUGUUCACAUGUUAUGAAUGCUCAUACUGGAUUUAAAAGAACUCGUGCAAUGAGAGAUGCUGAUGAUAAUGAUAAUGAUCAAAUGUCAACAGCUGCAAGUACAAGUAAUGAAUUAACAAAUCUUAAAGAAAGACUAACUGGUGUAAUUGAUCAAGAAAUAGUACCACAACCAAUGCUAAGAAAAUAUAUAGCAUAUGCAAGACAAUAUGUUAAACCAAAACUUUCAAUUGAAGCUGCUAAAUUAUUACAAGAUUAUUAUCUUAGUCUUAGAGAAAUGAAUAAUAUAUUUGGAAGUUUACCAAUUUUUCAUCGUCAACUGGAAGCAUUAAUUAGAUUAACUGAAGCAAGAGCUAAAGUUGAACUACGUACUAUUGCUACUGAAGAUGAUGCACGUGAAAUUAUUGAAAUAUUUAAAUUUACAAUAUCAAGUGUACCACCACAGAGUUUACCUGAAAUACGUAGAACAAAUGAUACUGGUAAAAUAACAGCAAAUAAAGUUAGUGCAUUUGUUGUAUUUCUUCGUGAACAAAUUGCUGGUGAUGAUAAUAAAUUAUUUACUGAUAUUGAACUUAAAGAUAUUGCUGAUGCUGGUGGUAUUGUUAUUAAAAAUUUUAGUUUAUUUAUUAAUAAACUUAAUGAAGAAGGUAUUUUAAUAAAACGUCCAAAUGGUUAUAAAUUUAUCGGUAUGUAGUAUCAAAAAAAAAACAAAAAAAAAAAUACUGUUCUUCUAUUAAACUUAAUAGUAUAUAAAUAUUUAUAAUAAUAUUUAUUUUUAUAUUUCAAGUUAACUCAUUUAAAAAUGUUACUGUUCAUAUCAUUAAUAAAGUGUUUAUUAUUUUCU